UUUACGACCCAUCACCCAACCUCCAACAAAAUGUACAAAAUAAUACUGAUCGUAGUUUAAGGUUUAAGUAAUACCUACUUAAUUACAUCAAAAAUAAAUAACAAUAAUGGCAUCGUCAAGAUUGAUUCCAAAACGAAGGCAACUGCCGAAGCUUAUGGCUUGCAUGACUAAAAACAGCUUAGAGAAUCUUAGAAAUAAAGCUUUGUUUAGUCUCGAUACAUUAGACGCAAAAGGAAUCAGAAGACGGAAACUUCCACUACACGAAUGCCUUAUAUUGGAAUUGACCGAAUCCGGUUAUUCUGAGUCUUCGGAUUAUCUGCAGGACCUUAUCUAUGACAAUUUACAACUUUUGGCCCAAGAUGAUAUAGGAAUUGUUGUUGAUUUGAGAAAAAAAGAAGAUUAUUUGGAAGAUAUUAGUGCAGGGUUAAUUAGAGCUGAGAAACAACGUGAUAAAGGAAAUACAAAAAAGGAGAGCUUAGAGCUAUUAGCUUUGGCAUUAUCUUAUGCUGAUAAAGGAAAAGGCAUUUUGUGGCUGGCCGAGAAAUUCUUUCUGGCAGCGAUAGCCGUAUCGAGCCAAUAUUUGAUUGAUGGAGGGCGACAGAAAGGCUGCUGUAAAUAUCACUACGCUAAGUUUUUGCUCGAUAAAUUUCCAGACGCAGAUCCUGAAGAGCCAUUUAUUAUUUUAACUGAGGUCAGGGACAGCGCUAUUGGAAAGAAUUGGCCGCUCUAUGAACCUGAAAACGUGGAUCAUGAGGUACCACCUGACACGUUGUUCUCCGCGACCGCUAUACAGCUCCAUCGGGUGCUACUCAGUAAGGCUCGAAUAGCUAGGGACUUAGAUCCUGCAAAAUCAGAGAGGCUUUCUAGAUUAGCUGAGCGGAGAGCUAUAGACGCCAGUGAUGUACCUAAAACGGCUGAAGCGAUCCUAGAAAUCGGUAUAAGUCAAUUGCUAAUGAACAAUUUGAAUAACGCCCAUAAAACGUUUCUUCGAGCGUUAAAAAUUUACGAAGCGGACAAUAACAUAGUGGGCUUAUGCGAUUCAAAAAUGCAUCUAGCUGCGGUGAUGCAGAGAUUGGGUGACCACGAAACUGCAGCAAAACUGCUUACUGAAAUGGGUGCUUUGGCAGUGGAGCACGGGCUUCGACGACAACUCGGUCGAGCGCUACAUCUCCUGGGCGAACUUCAUUUGCGGAGAGAACGGCCGGAAUUGGGCACACAACAUCUGAUCGAGGCGUUCCAGUGUUUUUUGGGUUUAAAUUGGCAAUAUACCCACGACACUCUUAUAAAAAAGGAGGAGAAGGACACGGCAAGUGGUUUGGAUGUAAUUUUCAAGACCGAUAAGAUAGAAGUUUAUGAAGAAGAAGCGGAACAAUCUAGAUUGAUGCAUGCAAUAUCGGCUGGGCAAGAAAUAAUGCCAUCAUACUUCAAUUUGUUAAGAGAGUCUGGUGCAUGUUCCGUGGCAAAAGUUAAGACUAUCGAAUGGAAAUUAACUCGGUGUAAAUGGUGGUUGAAGAAAGCGCACCACGAUUUGAUACCCUGUCUUUGCCCACUACACAAUCGUUCACCUUUGGAUGUUUUAAGGAUGCAAUUGGAGGCCGCCGCUACUGAAAAUCUGCCAGAAGACGAAAAUGCGUUGCUGGGUAGAACUGCUACAGUUGAAGAUAUAACAAAAAUACGUAGUAGUCUUAACUAAGUACUAACGCUGAACUAGUCAGAUCCCGUGGGAACUAUUUGAUUUUCCGGAGUUAAAAGUUGCCUAUGUCAAUUCCCUAGACG
Molecule: messenger RNA, 1776 nt
Organism: Maniola jurtina (meadow brown)
Lineage: Eukaryota; Metazoa; Arthropoda; Insecta; Lepidoptera; Nymphalidae
Exons: 10
Coding region: 107-1693 (528 amino acids)
Molecular function (GO): protein binding
Source: RefSeq, a predicted model, not a curated record